AUGGCCAAUCUCCUGCGUGUCAAGUAUAACAACGAAACAUACGACUACUCAAUAGUUCUCGUUCUCGAUAACGAUAGCGCCAUCUUUGCUAGAAGGGAAAUCUUUAGGUAUCCCAAGAUCUUUAGAAAAGUCAAUUUUCACCCUUCCGCUGGGUCGAGAGUCAUGAUGGGAAACGUGGAACGUCCUGCAGGAAGGUCUCUGAUUGAGUUUGAGUUUGCACCAAAGGUGAUUCUAGGUAAUUCGGUGGGAGACGCGACUCCGCCUAAGGUGCUGAAUUUGCGCGUCAUCCCCAGUACAGACCCAGCUGAGCCUGCGUUGAGAGAGUUUGUGGUUGUUGAUAUGCAGUUUGAGUUUAGUGAGAAAUGGAGUGGAGAAGGAAGUCUCAAGUUUAACAAAGGAUUUGCAUCGACUCCAUGGGCUAAUCUGGAGGUUGAUUCGUAUGUUGGUUCUUGGAUGGGGAAGAGCAAGGCGGCUCUGGGUAACAAAGUUGAACGCUUUCCUCUUUGA
Fusarium tjaetaba is the source of this 507-nucleotide messenger RNA. Its product is annotated as acetoacetate decarboxylase. The record is from RefSeq and is a predicted model, not a curated record. Gene Ontology annotation, molecular function: lyase activity. The transcript has a single exon. Lineage: Eukaryota; Fungi; Ascomycota; Sordariomycetes; Hypocreales; Nectriaceae. The coding region runs from base 1 to 507 and encodes 168 amino acids.